AUGGGAGGUAUAAGAAGAUCUGACAGUGACAAGGGAGGGAUUAGUAGAACUGACAGUGACAAGGGAGUUAUUAGUAGAAUUGACAGUGACAAGGGAGGUAUAAGUAGAUCUGACAGUGACAAGGGAGGUAUUAGUAGAACUGACAGUGACAAGGGAGGUAUUAGUAGAACUAACAGUGACAAGGGAGGUAUUAGUAGAUCUGAAAGUGACAAGGGAGGUAUUAGUAGAACUAACAGUGACAAGGGAGGUAUUAGUAGAUCUGACAGUGACAAAGGAGGUAUAAGUAGAACUAACAGUGACAAGGGAGGUAUGAGUAGAACUGACAGGAACAAGGGAGGUAUUAGUAGAGCUGACAGUGACAAGGGAGGUACAAGUAGAACUAACAGUGACAAGGGAGGUAUUAGUGGAAUUAACAGGGACAAGGGAGGUAUUAGUAGAACUGACAGUGACAAGGGAGGUAUUAGUAGAACUGACAGUGCCAAGGGAGGUAUUAGUAGAACUGACAGUGCCAAGGGAGGUAUUAGUAGAACUGACAGUGAUAAGGGAGGUAUUAGUAGAACUGACAGUGAUAAGGGAGGUAUUAGUAGAACUGACAGUGACAAGGGAGGUAUUAGUAUAACUGACAGUGACAAGGGAGGUAUUAGUAGAAUUAACAGGGACAAGGGAGGUAUUAGUAGAACUGACAGUGACAAGGGAGGUAUGAGUAGAACUGACAGGAACAAGGGAGGUAUUAGUAGAACUGACAGGAACAAGGGAGGUAUUAGUAGAACUGACAGUGACAAGGGAGGUAUGAGUAGAACUGACAGGAACAAGGGAGGUAUUAGUAGAACUGAAAGUGACAAGGGAGGUAUUAGUAGAAUUGACAGUGACAAGGGAGGUUUAAGUAGAACUGACAGUGACAAGGGAGGUAUUAGUAGAACUGACAGUGACAAGGGAGGUAUUAGUAGAAUUGACAGUGACAAGGGAGGAAUUAGUAGAACUGACAGUGACAAGGGAGGUAUGAGUAGAACUGACAGGAACAAGGGAGGGAUUAGUAGAACUGACAGUGACAAGGGAGGUAUUAGUAGAAUUGACAGUGACAAGGGAGGUAUUAGUAGAAUUGACAGUGACAAGGGAGGUAUGAGUAGAACUGACAGUGACAAGGGAGGUAUAAGUAGAUCUGACAGUGACAAGGGAGGCAUUAGUAGAACUGACAGUGACAAGGGAGGUAUAAGUAGAUCUGACAGUGACAAGGGAGGAGAGGAAGGGAAAUUGGCAGAAUGCAAAGAGCAGGCAUAUGGAAAGUAGAACUCCCCUGUGGAAAUGGGAUAUAUGGGUUUCCCUACACAGUUGAUAAAGAAGAUGGUAUGUGCUUGGACAGACUAGAUGGUCAAAGAAAUGGUUAGGGUAUUGGCUUACCAAGGUAGCUAACUGGGCUUCCAGUUGGACAUAGAUGAAGAGGCAGGAGGGAAUCUGGGAGCCAACCAUUGUGGCCGAUUACACUGUUGAUCCCCAACUCUGGUUGUUGAGUGUUUAACAUUCAGAGAAGGAUGUACUCGGCUGGUGGUGCCGGCAAUGAGCAGUGGCAAAGAAAGUAACCCCACAUGGCAUCAGCCGUAAUUUGGUGAUUUUGCUUUAAGUGCAUGGCUUCUCUUCUGUACCAUGGUAAUUUUUAGAAGGAAAUCCACUCAUCUCUAAACUCCCUCUCCUCACCCCCAGGUGGCAGCUGACAGGGGAUGGAGGGUUAAAGAAAAGAUGUAAAUAAAGACUUUGAAAUGGCUGAGAUCCAACCAUCUAAAGAUGCCUUGUUUGUGGACAUCAAGUGCACGGGGAUAAUCCUGACAGCUAUUUCGCUUACGUCAAAGUGAUACUCGCUGUUUGGAUUACGUCGGAGCAAAAAGCUACUUUUGCGCCAAAUACGGCUUAGGCAGAAUAAAAUGCUCCCAUGAUUGAAGAACGUGAGAGAUAUGUUUGCGCUUUCUUGUAUAAAUACUGAAAGCUUACCAUUGUAACUCAGUCUAUAUACUAUAAGAAUGUCUUAAGCUGCUAUAUCAAUAAAAAAAAAAUAGAUUGAAUUUGUUUUGACAGAAUAAUCAUAUAUGUGUACGGACAUCAGUUUACAUACGGCUUUGUGGAGAUUUGAAUGUAAUAACUAUUUAAUUAAAUUACUUUUACACAACACAUGUCUUGGCCAAUGACUCAUCAACAAAAUAACAUUGAAUAGUCUGAACUUAACACAAGUUUUAGCGAUAUUUUUACCA
Molecule: messenger RNA, 2240 nt
Organism: Mizuhopecten yessoensis (Yesso scallop)
Lineage: Eukaryota; Metazoa; Mollusca; Bivalvia; Pectinida; Pectinidae
Product: clumping factor A-like
Exons: 3
Coding region: 1-1287 (428 amino acids)
Source: RefSeq, a predicted model, not a curated record